This is a messenger RNA of Varanus komodoensis (Komodo dragon), 3208 nucleotides long. RefSeq names its product glucose-6-phosphatase catalytic subunit 3 (gene G6PC3). Gene Ontology annotation, cellular component: membrane. Bases 58 to 1122 code for a protein of 354 amino acids. The record is from RefSeq and is a predicted model, not a curated record. Gene Ontology annotation, biological process: glucose 6-phosphate metabolic process; gluconeogenesis. The transcript is spliced from 7 exons. Lineage: Eukaryota; Metazoa; Chordata; Lepidosauria; Squamata; Varanidae. Gene Ontology annotation, molecular function: glucose-6-phosphatase activity.
ACAGCCUGAUCAGAACCGUGUAAAUCUAAUGAGUAGACAUUCAGUGCAAUCCUAUGCAUGCCUACUCAGAACUUCGUGACCAUCAUGGAUUCUCUCUACACCAGUGGCAUUUGGUUUGCAGAGAUGCUCCAGAUGGGUCUGCCUGGCUCGGAAGACUUUUGGCUUUGGGUGACCUUCCUGGGUGACCCAAAAUGCAUCUUCAUUAUUUAUUUCCCUCUUGCUUAUUUCCUGCUGGACCAGAAAGUUGGAGUCAAAGUGCUCUGGUUGGGUUUAAUCUCUGAAUGGCUCAACUUAGUCUCUAAAUGGUUCUUAUUUGGUGAACGGCCGUUCUGGUGGAUGUUUGAAUCUGGAUUUUCCCAAAAAGGAGAAGUCUUUCCCCGCCAGUUCCCUGCUAGUUGUGAAACAGGACCAGGCAGUCCCUCCGGUCACUGCAUGAUUACUGGUGCAGCCCUUUGGCCAAUAAUGAAUAUGCUGACCAAACGAAUAUCUCAGCACUCCAAAAGCUGCAUUGCAAGGAUGGUGCCCUUGGCAGCUUAUCUCCUCCUCCUGCUGGCCGUGGGCCUGUCGCGUAUCUUCAUCCUCGCUCAUUUUCCCCACCAAGUCAUUGGUGGCACCGUGGCAGCGAUCAUCCUGGGCUGGCUGCUAGAAUCCUGGGUACCACAGGACAGGGGGCUCCAAUUCUACCUGUGGGCUUCCAUGUCCCUUUUGCUAAGCACCCUGAUGACGUACUGGACGUUGGUUGCGCUCGGUGUAGAUCUUGCUUGGUCAAUCAACCUUGCCACCAAGUGGUGCUUGAACCCCAAAUGGAUCCGCAUGGACACGCGUCCCUUUGCCUCCCUGUGCCGUGAUGCAGCCACAGCCCUCGGGCUGGGACUGGCCUUGCACUUCCGCCGUGCCCAGGUCAAGCAGGAGAGGCUCGGGUGGCCUUGCAGGGCUUGGUGUGCCGCCCUCGCCCUCGUUGUCUUGCGCCUUCUCAGUGACAUGGGGCAACCGCAGGAAGCGGCUCUCUGGUAUGGACUGGCGUUUGUGAAGUAUGCCACGUUCCCAUGGAUGGUAGUCACGCUGCUUCCCAAAAUAGUUCUUGCUGUGGCCUCUAGGGCAACACCACCCCACAAGGAGUAGCUUGCAGGAGGAACGAGAUGCUCUUUGGGAAGGCCCAGCAGUGAGGGACCCCCUCAGGAUCACGAGCCUUUCCCUGCAGGCACCCCCAUCCACCCUACUUGACAUGCAGUCGGUUUUUCCACUCAAAGACAUUCUAGAUUUUGCCUCAGAGCCGGUUCAUUCAGACAGGCCAGUACAUUUUCUCUCCUGGUCUAAACAGCUGUACCAAAAAGCAACCCAACAUCCUGGCUAUUUCUUUCCUCAUUGCCUCCACAUGUACAUGCUUAUCCCAGCUCGACUAAGAAGUAUGGUUUUCUUGUGUGCCCGUGGCGGUUUACAGUUCUGUUCAGCUCCCGGCACGGCAGCCCAAAUGAUUUUAGGAAGGCCUCUCCAGUGGCAGGAAUCUGGGACAGGCUGCCUGGUGACCCAGCGGAAUGGAUAUCACAGUGGGCAGUUCAGAGCUGGCCCAACAAGGGUGCGUCUCACUUGGGUCAGGCGGAGCUGAUUUGUGAGGCAGGAGGAGGUGCUGGGUGGUCUUUCACUCCUACCAGUCACUGGGUGCUAAAAGAUCUCUGGUCCAAUCUUUUCGGUGGAAGGAUGCUUUCCCCCCUAAGCUUCCCUGCCAUGCAGAGAGGGAGUUUUCAUUGGAAGGGCAAAAUGCAUGAAAAGAAAAGGCACAACCUUCCCUCCUGCACCCCCAGAUUCACCCCUCCCCGCCAACCCCAGCAUGGUAACUAAGCUUAGGAAAAGCUUCCCAUAGGCUCCAGUGUCUUCUUCCCAUAGGCUCCAAUUAAGCCCCUAAGCUUAAUUACCAUUUGGGUGGGGAGUUGCAUGAUGUGAGGAGGAGGGUUUCUUCUUGCCAGAACAUCGUGCUGUUUCUUGGAAACAAGUUUGGCUCAGACGUCCUCACUUUUGGUGGAGUAGACAUUCACGUAUGUACCUGAAAUGGUUUCUGUACAGUACUGAGAUCCCACCCACAAAGAGUGGUGCACGCAUUAUUCCUGCGUUGAGUCCACCAAGCUUAGAUCAGUGAAUCAGAGUUGGAAAGGAGGCUGAUGAGGUCGUCAGCUUAGGGCAGAGAACUCAAGGGAAGAUCUAACUUGAGCCUUGUAGCAACAACAAAGCGGUAGCUUCAGUCAUAGGCAAGGCAGGACAGGGCCUUUCUCGUCUGCUGAUUUGCUCUGCCUUAGUGCUAGAGCACUUCCCUAGGUGCAGAAUCGCUGGCCGCAACGGCAGCUGGCUUGCUGCUUCGAGUGUCAAUCCUCCAACCCAGAGGGAGCCGUGCAGGUAGCACUCCUGCCUGGCAAGGAGGGCACUCCAGUCCCUGGUCAAAAGCACCUGCAUCUGUCCACGCAGGCUUCCAGGCUUCCAGUGAUGAAAUGGCAUCAUUCCCCACUCAGCUGGGUAGUUCAGAUGCGAGUGGCCACCCAGUAAUUGCUAAUAAUUAAUCAUCCUGGGAUGCAUUCCAGAGCAGAGCGGCCAUUCCCUCCCCCCCGCCCCCCAAAGUUUUUCUCCUGUAAUUGUAAUUUUCUAGUACCACUCAGCUUUUGAUAUGGAUGCAACACUCCUUCCUAACAUGAACUCUUGGGGAACUUUCUGCAUAAACAGUGGAUGAGGAGACCUGCCUUUGUUGGCCUGAUGUGGCCACUCUUGUUCCCUCCCAAAGCUCCACUCCUUCAGAGAUGAGCGGCGGAGGCAGAAAAAGGAAUCUUGCUGUUUUCCCCCAUUCCCUCUACAGAGUGUGCAGCUCACCCACUUAAGUGGGAGCAGGCACGGUAUGCUCAGUGGGUUGCCUGCCCCGCUCAGUGGAAGAAGGGACAGGGCAGAUAGAGCUGCUCCAGCUGAGGGAUAAACAUCCAGGGGGACUAGACUUCCCCUGAAAUUUGGCUUCAUUGUGUUGUUGAGCCUGAAGCCCAGCAGGUGCAAAUAUGCUCACUUCAACCCUAUAAGUAGAUAAAGCUGGAAAAUAUCCCAGGCUAUUUAACAUGUCCCUGUAGCAUCUUUUCAACCUGCCUCUCACAAAAAGAAUCUCACAGAAUUGGAGUUGGAAGGGGCCAAGAAAGCCAUUGGGUCCAACUCCCUGUUGGUGCAGGACACCAGUUUACAC